AUAAUUACAUAUGCAAUGCACCUGCAGCAGUAUAAAAUUUAAUGUAGGAAGUAGAAGAAAAGCUGUACACGGCUUGGGAGGGGCGCAGGCCCACCGCGGCACCUCCGCCCAUAUAAAAUCAGACGCACGCACAUGCCAUUUUUCAAAAACCCUCCCAAUUAGAAGAAAACUGCAGGCAGCCACACAUUCCUUGAUGCGGAAAGUAAUCAUCAAUCAGCGAUGAAGAAGAUGAGCCGGAGCGACAAGCGCCGAUUCAGCGACGAGCAAAUCCGGCGGCUGGAGGUGAUCUUCGAGGCGGAGAGCAAGCUGGAGGCGAGGAAGAAGGCGGAGGUGGCGCGGGAGCUGGGGCUGCAGCCGCGCCAGGUCGCGAUUUGGUUCCAGAAUCGGCGAGCUCGGUGGAAAUCGAAGCACAUUGAGAAGGAAUACGCCGCCUUGCUCGCUAAUUACAACGCCCUCGCCGCCGAGUUCGACUCGUUGAAGAAGGAGAAGCACUCCUUGCUUAAUCAGUUGGAGAAGCUGAAGGGAAAGGGCGACGACGAUGAAGAAGGAGGAAGUGGCGCGAGGUGCGGCGGCGAGUCGGAGAGUGUUAAGACGAAUGAUUUUGAAGUGAAAAACGAAGGGAUGGUUUCGGUUUCCGACGAGGAGGAGAUGCUGAGAAUGGUGGAAACGACGUCGGAUUGGGGAGGUCUGGAUUGCGAUGAUAUUAUUAUAGACCAGAGUAGUAGUUAUCAAUGGUGGGGUUUCUGGUCUUGAUUCAUUCAUCGAUCAUAUGUGUGUGUGUGUGUGUUUGUGCAGCCAUUUCCAAUUUGAUAUUUCUUCCACUAUUAGGUAGGUUUUGGGUGGUUUUCAUAUAGGUAGAGAGGGAAUGAAAUAAGAGCACAUACAUAUAGCAUACGAUGAAUCUAUCACUUUGCUUCCAACGUUAUUCCACGUGUAAUAUAAUUAGGAGGCGUCUGGUUUGGUGGAUGAGAAAGAUAAGAUUGAUAGAACUGAAGAAUGAUUAUAUGACUAAA
Molecule: messenger RNA, 1013 nt
Organism: Salvia miltiorrhiza (redroot sage)
Lineage: Eukaryota; Viridiplantae; Streptophyta; Magnoliopsida; Lamiales; Lamiaceae
Product: homeobox-leucine zipper protein ATHB-12
Exons: 2
Coding region: 220-753 (177 amino acids)
Biological process (GO): positive regulation of DNA-templated transcription
Cellular component (GO): nucleus
Molecular function (GO): DNA-binding transcription factor activity, RNA polymerase II-specific; sequence-specific DNA binding
Source: RefSeq, a predicted model, not a curated record